AUUUUCUGUGAUUUGAACAUGACUUCAUUACAAGUGAAAACAUUUCCUUGGAUUGCGUGCCUUCUGGUUCUGGUUUGUAAGAUCCUGGAACGGUCUAUAAAACUUUGAUAAACCAAUCAGCUUGAUUGAGGUUCACCAGGAACAUCACUAGCGAUAGGCGCUCAUCUAUAUGUAAUGAAUCCUCAAUAAAAACUGAGCCAUGGGAGAGCAGCAGGAGGAAAUCUUGACGGCUCAGCAAAGUCUGGGAGUCAGUCUCACUUUGUUGAAGGUUCAGGUAAGUUGGCGUCCGCUUGAAUAAACAGAAUAAACAUUGUCAGAUAAACAGUUGUAAGGAUUUAAGUCUAAAAAAAAAAAACCGAUCACUUGAAUUUCCAAAGUUGUUGUGUUAAAGGAAGGGCUGUCCAACUUGAACGAUGGCUUAAGGGCCUCACCCCAUUUCACAGUGCAAGACGGUGUGCAGACCUCACACUUGGGCAUCAGGCAAAUACAUAAUAAAAUCUUUGAUAGCGGUUGAUCUUCAAAGAGAAACUCUGUGGCGUCUGCGUAUAGUAUUUAAACAUUAACAUUGUUCAAAUUAGCGGGAUACGGUAAACAGUAACAAAUAAGGCAAGUGCUAAAAUUCUGAACAAUUUAAUAUCGGAUCAAUUUCAAAGGGACUCUUCAUCUUUUAAAACCUUAAAAAAUGCUGCGAGACAGACAGACAGUCUACAAUUUUGUGAUGGAUAACAUGCCCUUAAUUUGUUCAUAAUAUCAUAUUGUUAGCUAUGUCCUGAUUCAGAUUUUAGAAGUAUUUUUACUCUUAGUUAAAUUCUGCAUGAACAACAGGUAGGCACACCCAGUGGUGUAGCUAGGGUUGGUUUCAACCGGUGGGGUCGACACCCCCCCCCCCACCCCAGCUAGGCCACUGGGUACACUGUUGGUUGAAAAUGCACCAAGGUAUUAUUUUAUAUAAACAAUUAUUUAAAUAUAUUUCUUUUCAACAUCUAAAACUCAUCCGUGUCCAGUUUAUCAUCCUCCCUUUUUGCCGCACCUGCAACCAAAUUGACUAUUAACAUAUACAAUGAUUAAGGCAGCCAUAGUCAACUUUGACUGACAAACUAUAUAUAUAUAUAUAUGUCAUACUGCACAAAGCUGUGAGCCCACCUUUCAUAACAUAUUGUCAUUUUUUUUGGUAUCAUGCUUAGUAUGUUACACAGUGAAUCAUUGUUGAAUGUUUACCAACAAUUUCAGUUUGGAAGUCCGGCAGGCAUGGGCCAGCUGAUCAAGUAUUUCGAGUCGCAAAGCAGGCGGCUAGACAGACAGACCGUCAGGCUGCAGCCAGCGUCUUUCAACUCUGAGUUUGAGUCAUUGAUUAAGUUCAGUGGUGUCCCGAUUUUGCCCCCAGCUGUAAGUACUUAUAAAUGUUUAUACCUAUAUUUAAAACAAGAUAUGUGGCUGUCUGAAGAGACAGAUUUAAGUGAAAAGUAUCCUUCUUAAUCAUAUUCAUGAUACAUUCAUUAAAAGAUAAUCAAUUCCAAUCAGGUUUCUCUUGCUUUAACACAAUUGAAUGGCGCUGGCCUUUGACGCUGACACCUUUGUUGCAUAUUAUAUACUAAAACUUGCCUAAAAGUACCCCUGAAAGAAACUUGAUGGCAAAUAAAUUGAUUUACGGCUUUAGGUCAUGGACUCCCCAAGUCAUAAAAAGAAAUCCCAGAAUUCUUAUUCCCACCACUUUUCUGCCUAAAAAUAAUUUUUUAAAUAUUAUUUGUACGCUUGCUGUGGCAGUAAUACGGGGCAAAAUCUCAAAGUAAUCAAAACAAAGUAAUGAAAAUUUCUAUGCUCUCCUAUUCGGGGCUGCUGGUUAUUUGUGUCAGAUCUAUGCUAUCAUUGGGGUACUCGCAUGUUGCAUGAAAUAUUGUGCUUGAACAGAUCACAUCAAGCCGACGGGAUGAACUGUUCCAGUACAAGAAAGAUGCAGUUUUAUUGGAAAAAAGGAAAAGUGCAAGACAACGACGACAGCACUUACUACCUAAAGGAGACUCACAUGCUGUCCAAAUGCUGGUUAGAAGUUCUCAAAUAUUUUUAACAUUUUUAAAAAAUGAUUUAACUUUUCUUAUUUUAUCUGAAAAUUUAAAAAAAAAAAAUAUUGGUGCUUAUUGGAACAAACGAACACAAAUGCAAUAUACAUAGGAAUCAAUGAGUAUAUAUUGACCAUUUGUCAACAAAUGACAGAAAAGAACUUCAGGAAGGAAAACCAACUUUAACAUUGUAAAAACUUGUCUGUUUUAUUUGAUCUAUAUCGUGAUUAUGCAUGUUAAUAUUUAAAAAAAAAAAAGAAGGUUUUUCUGUAUUAAAUUUAAAUAUAGUGAUUUUUGCUUUCAUCUUUAGGGGAACCUGCCAGAAAGUGGUAUCAGACCUACAGCAAGACAGCUCAACUUUGAACUUGGUGGUCGGGAUGGUAAUCUGGGCUCUAACAUUUUUCAAGAAAAAUUGGGAGCCACAGACUCUCUUAGUACGUUUGCGACUGCUGAAACUGGAAUGGUCAGUGAUGACUUUGGCCUGCAAACCAUGGACUCUGUCGGCUCAGACUUCAUGACACUGGACGAGGGGUCUAUCCCUAAACUGUUCAAUGGCCUUGUCCUUUCGUCUUUCAAAGAACAGAAAAUCUCGUACGACCUUGACCGGCUUUCAAAAGCUUUGAAUGUGCAAGAGUUAACUUCCACUAGUGGCAGCGACCUGAGCGACUCCCUGACAAACACGCAAGUGCUGAACGCCGAAGAUGUGCAGCGCGCCCAUCACCUGGCCAAGAAGUUCCUGGCGCAAAGUGGAGCAGACACCGGCGAUGGCCAGUCGGCAAGUUUCUUCCACGAAAGUCAGGACACGGUGGUCGAGGUGUCCCCAGAACCCGGAGACAACAGCAACACCUCCGGUUAUGUGGACAACACCGUCUCCUCCAACAUGGAGCACACCCACAACAGCCCCAGCAGCUCGCCAGGGUACGGCUCGGCCAACACCAGCGCAACCACGGACAGCCAGAGAAGCAGCCGGAGCAGCCCAAAGUCGUCCAAAGGAGGGGUUCACUUCUCUUCUUUUGUGACAGAGUACAACACCAACUCCAGUCAGGUGUUCGAACGCCCCACUAUGCUGAAAAAGAAACUGGUGCAUGAACACAUACAUAUAAAUACUGAUGGGGGCUUUGAGGGUGGGACUGUGGUGCCCAUUAUAGGCAAACCCGGCGAAACCAGAGUGAAGCAUGUCUCGUCACACAAAGUCACAGAUGUGACUGGAGCCAGCGAUAUGUUAACCCGGGUUUCUCUUCACCAAGACAGCGAUUCAUCCCCAAACACACCCCCGUUUCACACUGCAUCCAGCAUCCCUUUCCAGCACUAUGGCAAGUCCGACGCCCAUGGUUCCGAUAAGGAGAAUGAUAGAAUGGGACUGGGGCAUGACACCAGCCAGGGGCAUAAAAAGUCUGAGCAUUGGCACAGAGAGAGAAGACACUGCGAUGAAAAUCCUGAACACCUUGGAACUCAGCAGUUGAAAACCAUUGGACUGGACUCGUAUAAUAUCAUUCCAGAUAGUAGAGUUAGAAUAACAAGUCAGAUUAAAGGCAGCUCUUCGGUGGCUUGUCAAGGCAUUAACACCACAGCGUUGCAGCCAUCUGUGGUGGGUUCAGUUCCUGGCGCUCGAGAUGCUCCCUGUUUUCCAGAUGCAGCUGGUGCUGGUCAUGUGACAUCCUCAAGUGAAUCACUCCAACCCCCCAUUCCACAAGCCGUCAAGGCAGCCAUUCAUGGGAGUCUCUCAGUCUCUGAUUCUCAGGCUUCAGACCAAUCAAAAGCCUUGACCUCAGGGUCCGACAGCAGUACUAUUCAUGGUGAUCUUUCAGGUCACGGGAGCGUAAAUUUAGCCAUGAAUAUCACUGUUGCUGUAGAUACUGCCGGCCACUGCAAACCAACAUUGAAACAAAUUCCCGAUCCUGUUAUGGUACAUUCUGAUGAAGUGGUCAAAGAUGAAGCUGAUGAAAGAUCUCAUUCUCCCAAAAAGCUCAACAAUGCCUCAGAUGUGAAGGAAGAUUCCGAUGUCAACACCCCGUCUAGGUUUCUGAUCCGCCGUGGAUCUUACACACUGAGCGAACCUUCACCAGCCCUGCUGCGUGUGCGGUCAAAACUGGGGGUGGAUUCUGAGGCCAAAAACACCAAGCAACAAGGGAAAAUACACACGAUAACUGACAACAGCAAAUCAGGAGUGUUAGGGACGCAAUUACCUCCAGCGAAUACUGAACUAGAACAAGGUAAAAACACCACAUCUUUUCCCUCACAGUCUACCACCACAUCUGUCCCCUCACAGUCUGAAAGUGAAGGAAAAGCAGAGCACAUCAAUAAAUACCUCAACCAGGUUCAGUUCCAGAAUUCUAUGAACUUCAGCUGGGAGGCACCUCACCAUGAUGUGCUUGAUGAUGAGGAAGGAGAUGCUGACACCAACUCAUCUGUGCUGGAGGUGUUAAAGUAAGUCAAUGCAUUUUGUCACGGUGGUUCCUUUUUAUCACACGUUAGGAUUCAUCUGCAAUAACUUCCCCUUGGACUUACCCGAUUGCCCAACAUUUUAUUAAUAGUGCAUGUUUCUGAGGGCGGGGAAAUUCGGGUAAGCAUCCAAGGAAUGCCAUUAUGACAUUGAUCACUGCAUUGGCCAUACGCAAGAUUAAAUUCAUUUCAAAUAUUCUAAAUCAUUACAACAAAGGGGUUAGAUAAGUGGGAGAGAAAUUGAAUCUAUAAUUAACAUAACCCUAUAACUGUCAUACGGGCAGAUGGACAGCCUAUGCCACAAUUUGUGGUGUCACGGUCCAUAUAUUUGGCUACUAACAAAAUCAUCAUUAAAAAUGCUAAUGUUUUAUUGUUCUUGGGUUAAUGGGAAAUUACUCUGAAGAAAUGAGUUUGCUUCAUGUUUCCGAUUCUAUCUUUGUGUCAACAUGCUUUAAUCAGGGCUUGUUUCGUGAUUAAUUGGGUGUGAAGUUUUCUCAAUUUUCUUUACUGCUAUUAUGUCUGGUGCUGAGGAGGGUCCCCCUCGAGAUAGCAAAAUCAACACAGACUUUUUUUAUUGGAAUUAUUUCAAAUGGAUUAAAAUAAUAAUAAUAAUAAUAAAGUUCAUUUAAAAAAACACGCUUCAUCCCCAAAGGCUCGAAGCGCGGUACAAAGUCAACAAAAAACAUAUCUAUAGUUCACCACAUUUAAAACAAACACAACACUACAAAAACUAAUUACAAGCAUACAAUAUCAAAGUCUUUCUAGCCAUUUCAACCCGGAGCAACACAGCAACACAAGGAAAAUAAGGUAGACAAUCAUCCCAGAAGGUAUUUGCGAAAUAGAUGUGUCUUUAGAUCUGUUUUAAAGGACUCCAGUGUCUGGUUGUUUCUAAGAUCGACAGGAAGGGCGUUCCAAAUUGUUGGACCAGCAAAUGCGAAAGUGCGCUUUCCGUAAGUCUCAAGGCAAACACGUGGUGUCGAGAGUUUGCCACUAUCGGAUGAGCGGAGCUCUCUACUGGGUACAUAAGGCGUCAGCAGCUCUUUCAGAUAGGACGGCGCCAGGUCAUGUAAGCAGCGGUAGCACAAAGUUGCGAUUUUGUACUCUAUGCGAGCACGCACCGGCAGCCAAUGCAACUCUCUCAGAAGUGUUUUUGCAUGGUCGAAUUUGCGUUUGCGGAGAACUAUGCGAGCCGCAUUAUUCUGUGCUAUUUGAAUUUUAUCCAGGAGCGUAGCUGGAAGACCCACCAUGAGAGCAUUGCAAUAGUCCAUGCGUGAUAGCACAAAUGCAGACAUCAGCCUCUUUGUUGUAUCAAUUGUUAGGAAGGGCCUGAUUUGACUAAUCCUGCGCAGCUCCAGAAAAAUCGCCCUGCAUAGCAUGUUAAUAUGACUUUCAAAAGUUAGUCUUCCAUCUAGGUAGACACCCAGGUACCGCACUGUUUGAGCUAACUCAAUACGCACACCUGAGAGAGUAAUGGAUGUCGUGUUAUGUGCAGAUUUCUGCUUCUGAGCGGUCGCAAUGGGGAGCAGCUCAGUCUUAUCAUCAUUUAAUUUGAGCUUGUUAAUGGUCAUCCAGUGCUUUACCGACUCCAUUGUCUUCUGUGUAAUACUGAGCAGCUGAGGGAACUGAGAAGUGAUCACGGAUUGAUGAAGUUGUGUAUCGUCCGCGAACAUGUGAUACAACAUGUCAAACUGCCUGAUCUCUGCACCCAGGGGCUGAAUGUACAUCGUGAAAAGCAUCGGGCCUAGGACCGAGCCCUGGGGUACUCCGAAUUCGAGAUUAGAUUUCUUCGAGGUCAAGCCGUUUGAAAUAACCGACUGGACCCGAUUAGUCAGAUACGAUCGGAACCAACACAGGACGGUAUCAGUGAGACCGAACGUUUGUUGCAGACGCUGGAGCAGUAUGCCGUGGUCGAGCGUAUCGAAAGCUGCCGAUAAAUCGAGUAAAGACAAAAUCGAUACCCGGCCCUCAUCACAAGACGACAGAAGGUCGUUUACGACGCGCAACAGGGCUGUCUCAGUAGAGUGAUGCACCCUGUAUGCUGAUUGGAAUGGUUCAAACAAGUCAAACUGAGUGAGGUGAUCCAGGAGUUGGCGGAGAACGACUUUUUCUAAGAUUUUAGAAAUAAAUGGUAGAUUUGAGAUGGGGCGGUAAUUUUCCAUCAUAUUUGGGUCAAGAUUUGAUUUCUUUAAUAGUGGAGUGACGAUCGCCUCUUUAAAAGAUGAUGGAACAAUACCAGUAGCUAAGGACUGAUUUAUGAUAUAAGUGAUGAAAACAAUGAUUUCAGAGAUAUUCCAUGUGCUAGUAAUGACAGGAUUAGGUCUAGUGGUGAUGGCGACAUAAGAGUCAGAUAUUGUUUAGUACUAAGCUUUGUCAAAUUGGUACAGGUAAAUUCAUUUGGGAAAGGGUGGACAUUGAACAGAAAAGACGCAGAUUGGAUCCGAAAGACCUACCCCAAAGAGAUUCAAAGACAUUUAUUGUUCAUGCAUGUUCUGGAGUAUUAAUUAAUUUAAAAAAAUGGAUUUAACAGCGUCAGUUGAAAAGGAAUUUUAGACUUCAUUUUGUGAUUUCCCCUUUGUAUUUUGUUUGACGGAUAGAUGUAUUGACAGACAUUUGUAUUGACAGAUAGAUGUAUUAAUAGAUAGAUGUAUUGACAGACAGAUGUAUUGAUAGAUAGAACAAAAUAAUGAGAUUGGGGUGGGUUAAAUGCAGUAGUUUAGAAUUUAAAAUUUAGUUGCUCUGUCAAGGUCAGUACCAACAAACAUAAUCCAACAUACAUAAUUAAAAAAAACAAAUACUUUUCAUACCAUAAGACACCUUGUCCCAUGUACUUUCAGCAGAUUCAUACUUGUAAAGGUCUCUGAAUUAAUUUAUUAUGGGAUUUUGUCGUUUUUUGAUAAGCAUAUGUAAAUGAUGAAAGUGGCUUGACACCACAUAAAAAUGCACUUGAAAUUUAUAGGGUUAAUUAAAAUUGUCUGUUUACACUUAAAUUAUUGAAUGUGGUUGCUUUCUGGGGUAUGUGUGAAACAUAAGAAGCUUCUGAAGUGGGAACUUUGUACUUUGGGUCAGUGUUAGUUUGAACCCCUACUUUCAUGCCUUUCUUGUGUUGAUCACUUUGCCACCUGGCGAUGUCAUACUAUUCUUGUGUUGAUCACUUUUCCACCUGGCCAUGUCAUACUAUUCUUGUGUUGAUCACUUUUCCACCUGACCAUGUCAUACUAUUCUUGUGUUGAUCACUUUGCCACCCGGCCAUGUCAUACUUUUCUUGUAUUGAUCACUUGGCCACCCGGCCAUGUCAUACUUUUCUUGUAUUGAUCAUUUUUGCAUACCUGGCCACACCAUUGUUUAUGUUAGGUUUCCAUUAUAUGUCUUCAGGUCAAUUGCUGAGAGUCAAGGCAGCUUGGAGCAAGUGACUGUGGAAGAGUUGCUGUCCCUGCAUGAACAACAGAUGGAGCUGAAGAGACAAGAUUUGAUCAAACAACAGCAGAGGGACAUGGAGGAGCUCUUUGUUCAGCAGGUUAGAAUUCUGGAAAGAAAAAAAAAAGGUUUAACACACAUUUAACUUUCUAUUCUUUAACUCUUUAGGUGCAGAAUUUUGUUAAAAAUGUACAUUUUUUCGAAGAGUGAAAAAGUGUGAGGUUGGGUUUAUUAAAAAAUAUUUAGAAUAUUAUACUUUGGUUUAUAAGACUAAACUUGGUAUCAAAUGAAAGAUACUUGAAAGGACUACAUCUUUGUAAACUUAUUUCUUCAGUUUUAAUAAAAUAAGUUACUGAAAAGAACCAUAAAAUGUGAAAACAUUAUAUUAUGCUAAAUUAUUUUUUCCCCAAAACUUAUGAUGUACGCAUACCUCAUCUUCACUUCUAUAACUCAAAUCCUCUAAAACUACUACUAUUGAAAUCAUGCAAUGGAUUUAAAUAUAAAUCAUCUUCACUAUCAAAAGAAAUAGUAUAAAACAAUUCCAAAGCUUUUUGAGCUGUUAAUUGUCUAGGAAACUUAGUCACCUACUAGGGCCUAGAGUAGCCACAGUAAUUGUAGGAAAAAAGUGAAGAAAAUCAUUAAACUAAUGCUUCAAAUGACAACAAAUAAACCUUGGUUUAGCUUAGAAACAUUGAAGUACCACUCUUCUAUGUAAAAGUCUUAUUUAAAAAUAGCUCUUAAAAGGUUUAACAGAGAAGUAGCAAAGAAACAAACAUGAUAUUGAAACAGCGCGUUGGUCCGUGCUUUUGCGAACGGCGGAUGAACGCAGUUUGCGUUAAUCCGCAUUGAAAGAGUUAAUGGAGAUCAAUUUCACCACUGUAGUCUAUCCUUUCCUAGCCACUUAUUUAUCACAUAAAUAAAUCUUUCUUCAUUGCCAUUUAUAUUAAAGCUAUUUCCAAACAUGAUGCAACACUACUCGAGUGAAAAAAAAUCACACUAUCAAAUUUAUUUUUGUGGAAUAGGAAACUGUUAAGCUCAUAUUGUUUGUAAAAGGAAUAUCAUAAAAAAGAACGGUGUUCUAAAAAAAGCAAGAUUUCAUUUUAAAAAAAGGAGCAGGGUGGAAAAGAGGGUCAUAUUGUCAUGAAACAAAUUUGAGCCCAAGUCAAAAUAGUUAUCACUGUCGUUAGCAGUUUAUUUAUCACUGUAGUUAUCAUUCUAGUUAUCACUAUCACAAUCCAAUUUUCAACAGAGAAGGGAGGUGAUGUUACUCGAGUCAGAAAUUCAAGCAGCUCAGCAGCAGGAGAGGGAACAGCAUGACUUCCUUUUUCAAAAUGCUCCUGAAAAUAUCAAAGUGAAAGCCAGGAACCAUGAUGGAGAAUUCAGCCCUGAGCAAUCUGGGGCCUACACCAGCCAUGGUGAUCUCAAACACGCCAAAGAGGAUCACCCGAAUAAAGUAACCCAUGUUUCGGACGGAAGGGUUCAUUAUUCUUCCCUUCAUCUCCCAACUGAUGCCAGUUCCUUGCCUCAUCCUCAGGCUCAGCCUAAAUCAUACCCCGAAGAUCGCAAUCGAGAAAAACAUAGACAAAACACGGGGGUAUCUCACUUGAAAAGUGACCAGUCCAAGAGAAAAAAAGUGGACAAAUCCAAUGAUGAGUCACAGACUCAAGUCAAAACUGUUGCUGAUGGCUCUGAUGCUCCAUCGCCCAGAAGUCCAGCUGGAUUAAUCAGCAAGAUCCCAGAGUUCAGUCCCUCAUCUUCAUCACCACGUAUUCACCGCCCUUUGGUGCUAAGAUCACCUUUAAAAAACAUUUGGCUCUCCAGGCAAGAGGGAAAGGUUGUUGUGCCUAGUGAGGUUUGUGUGCUAUCUUUAAUUUUUAUAAUUAAAGAAAAUAAUAAUAUUCUUGUGACUAAUCAGAUCUGUUUACUAUUUCAACUUUUAUAACGAUUAUAUUUCUAAUGGUAAAUUAAAAAUAAAUAAAUAUCCUCAUUGUUUGUAGAAAAUGUUAGAAAUCUUUAUGUGUAAAAUUAUGUUGUUAGCUAUGUCAUAAGUUGUAUAAUUCAUGACAGGUCUCUAACACUACAUUUCUAUGUCUUCUUCUAAUGCACAGCAAGGGUGCACACGAUAAGAAGCAUUUUAAAAAAAUGGAAUUCAGACUUAGCUCCUGAAAACAAAUUUCCACCUUUCAGCAUCCAUACCUUAGAUAUCUUGUGUUUAAAUUGUUGUAAUUGUAAAAUGUUGUCUUCGUUAAAACAUGUAUUUAUUUACGCUCUGAAGAGCGUAAUCAAAAAGAUUUCUAUUUAUUUGAAUCUAUAAAAGAAUUGUAUCUUAAGUCAUUUCAAAAUAAAUGAUAAACAUUUACACUUGAGGCUUUCACUGGUAGAAAAUCUUUUCUUUUCUAAAUGUAGAUCCACCAAAUUACAGUAAUAGCUUAAAAUACAGUAAAAUCUUCUGUUUGCAUGAUCUAAUGAUACAUUUUUUAUAUGGACGAAAGAGAUUAAUGUAAAGAUGUGAAAAUGACAGUUUUGACUUAAGUACACUUAAGGUUACCUUAGUUGGUAAUUUAGUAAGAAGCAAUUCAUUUCAUCUUCAGCUGCAGUUGUUUUUAUUGUGUUUUUUGUUUUUUUUUGUUUUAGGCUCUCCUGCCUGAACUACAAGCCAAGUUUGCGAGAGUGAGUGCUGUUGCUAAAGGGUUCCUGACCCGCUGCUUGCUGAGGUCAGACAAGGUUCAGGAACUGAUCAAAACCAUUCAUGUAAGUGUUAGAUGCCUUGAUUUCAUUGACUUUGAUAUAAAUACCAAGAGAUUUUAUGAGCCAGAUUAAUGUAUGUAUGUUUCUCUCUUUCUCUCAAGGACUUAAAUUUAAAGAAAAGAAAGAAAUUGUGGUUCUUUAUUUGAUCACAAAACAAAGAAUAUAACUGAAGCAACUAGCAGUUUGGAACCAUCCAUAUAGUUUUGUACACUUGGAUCAUAUUCCAUAUGUGCCUUUGGGUCUCUGAGGCCAUGGUGAACAGUGUGCACACUCUCCUCAGCUGUUCUAUGUUAAUAAAUAGGGUGAUAUUGUAUUAUCAUAACCCCCAUAGGGUUAUAUUGUAUUGUCAUAACCCCAAAGGAUGAUAUUGUAUUGUCAUACCCCCAUUCUCCGCUGAACCAAUAAGCUACCUCCUAUUUUCUUUUCAUUUGACCACUUCCCCUCAGUGCUUAUGUCAUAUAAGGAUGACCUUUUCAUACUCAUAUCUGUAACAAUAGGUUUUUCUCAAAAUUUUACAAUCAACGACCCAUCCGAUUCAAGAUCAAGCAAGUAGCUUGAAUAAAACUCAGUCUUCAUUAGGGUCUGUGCUGUGAGCUUCACAUUUUUUCUUGAGGGCCCAGAAGAGAUGCGCACAUACACUCACACAUUAGGGAAUGACAAAUGUAUUUAGACAAAUGUUACACGGUAAAAGGAAUGAGAAGAAUCUUUAAAUAAGGCACAAACACAAAUAUUUUGAUUACUUUAAUUACCAUCUUAUGUAGUCACAGACACUCUUUGCUAACUCCACAGGACACUCGGGAAUUCGCCUUCAAUUUCCAGACGGAAACACCUAUUAAAAAGGGAGUUUUUACAUCACAAGAUAGGGCGUUAUUGGAGCGAAUUAUUGCCCAGGUAAUUUAAAAAGAUAAUUUUAUUUUCACAUAAUUAAAAAUAUUUUUUUGAAUUUUUCAACCUUAUUUUUGUUUAAAACUUAAAUUCAAAUUCAUUCCAUCAAUGAUUAUGGGACAUCAUUAAGGUAAAUGUUUUGAGAGUCAUGUGGAUUGUGCUACCAAUUAACCAAAAACAAUCAUAUAAUUAAUUUGUUGUUUAUCCAGCUUCAGGCUGCAUUGCUUGACAUACAUGAGAUCUUCUUUGAGAUUCCUUGCUGUGAGCGUAUGGCGCUCAUUGAACAAACACGUAUGAAAGAAUAUGAAAAGGCAAUGAAGGCCGUAAGUUUACUUUACUUUUGAACAUUAUUGUGUUGGUAAUUUAUUACAUGAAAUCAGGCAAACUCACCCUCUUGUAGUCAUUUAUUACAUGAAACUAGGUUAACUCACUUACUUGUAGUCAUUUAUUACAUGAAACUAGGUUAACUCACUUACUUGUAGUCAUUUAUUACAUGAAACUAGGUUAAUUCACCCACUUGUCAUUUAUUACAUGAAACUAGGUUAACUCACUUACUUGUAGUCAUUUAUUACAUGAAACUAGGUUAAUUCACCCACUUGUAGUCAUUUAUUACAUGAAACUAGGUUAACUCACUUACUUGUAGUCAUAUAUUACAUGAAACUAGGUUAAUUCACCCACUUGUAGUCAUUUAUUACAUGAAACUAGGUAAACUCACUUACUUGUAGUCAUUUAUUACAUGAAACUAGGUUAACUCACCAACUUGUAGUCAUUUAUUCCAUGAAACUAGGUAAACUCACCCACUUGUAGUCAUUUAUUACAUGAAACUGGGCAAACUCACCCACUUGUAGUCAUUUAUUACAUCUAACCUUUACAUUGAUGAACAUUUUAAGAAUUUAUCUGUCUUCAUUUCUCAGUCUCAGGAUAGUGCAAGAGGUUCUGGUCCAAGAAUCAGCCAGGCUACGCUCAAAGCCCUAGAGAGAAAGAGAAAAGCCAGGUAGGAUAACUAUUGUUGAAGGACAGAACCAGGUACCAAUGUGUAGCUCAUUUACUAAUCAGUGGCCAUCCUUAAAUGAUGUCACUCUAUUUUGGCUGAUUUUUUUUGUUUUUUUUUGCCCCCCCCCCCCCCCCCCCUGCUGACCACAACUUUGUAUACGUUUUUGACAUGACAUCAUUUAUGGAUGAUGGCCCCCCACAGUCUCAAAUGUUUCUUACCAAAAUCUGUUGUUUUUUUUUUGCCUUUUUCUAAGAAUUAUACAUUUAAAGUGGUAAUAAAUAUGUUACAGGUUUUUUUUGGGAUAAUUUUAGUGUUUUAAAUCUUUCAAGAAGUUAUUUAAUUGAAUUGAAAACAUCCUACAGAGAAGCUGAAUCAACAGUAAAUAUGAACUCAUCCCGUCCCAAGACUGCCCCAUCUUCAAUCUCUACACAUGCCAGACCACACAACCAAACAGACUUUAGGUAAUUUUUAAAAAUUCGUUAUUGCCAAUGGUGGAAUUACAGCUGAAAUGAUUAAAAAUGGAAUUCACAGUGUCGCCGGCGUUGCAACACACUGGUCUUGUGUGUGACAUGGUGCCUGUCAGUGUGUGCUACAAGUACAUGAUGAGAAGAUUCUUUCAUUGAGCCAAAUAAAGGGAAAUGUUGGUUUUUUUAAUUGUAUUGUACAUUGGUUUAGGUAGAAGGAAAUAUGUAAAGUAAGGUAUGGGAAAAACCUGGGGAAAAAACACCAGACCAUUAUUACGCUGAGGAAGGCUUCUUGCUGACAGGCUCGUUGCAACCUUUUUUUUUCUUCCAGGUUGUCCCAUACCUUGUUUGACAUAUUUCCUGCAAGGAAGUACAUGGAGUAUGUUUCAAAGAAGAGACUUCUGAAACAAAAUGUUAUUGAUGAGACACAUUUUUUCUUAACUCUUUCGAUGCGGAAAAAUGCACAGUGCGUUCAUCCGCUGUUUUCAAAAGCGGACCAAUGCGCUGUACGCGCUGUGCGUUUUUUCAGUAUCAUGUUUGUUUCUUUGCUAUUUCUUGGGGAAACUUUUUAAGAGCUAUUUUUAAAUAAGACUUUUAAGAGUGUACUUCAUUGUUUAUAAGCGAAGGUUUAUUUGUUGUCAUUUGAAGCAUUUCUUCGCUAUUUUUUUCUACUGUUGCUAUGGCUACUCUCGGCUCUUGUAGGUGAGUAAGUUUCCUAGACGAUUUACAGCCCAAAAAGCAUUGGAACUGUUUUAUGCUAUUUCUUUUGAUAGUGAAGAUGAUUUAUAUUUAGAUCCAUUGGAUAAUUCCGAUAGUAAUAGUUUUAGAGGAUUUAAGCUAUAGAAGUAUUAGAAAUGAAGAUGAAGUAUGCGUACAUCAUAGGUUUAGGGAAAAAAAUGGUUUAGUAUAUAAUGAUUUCCCAUUUUAUGGUUCUUUUCUGUAACUUAUUUUAUUUAGACUGAAGAAAUAAUGUAUUCCUUUCAAUUAUCUUUCAUUUGAUACCAAGUUUAGUCUGAUAAACCAAAAAAUAAUAUUUUAAAUAUUUUUUUUAAUAAACCCAAUCCCUCACUCAUUUUUGCUCUUCGAAAAAAAAUGUACAUUUUUUCGAUGAAAAAAAGGUACAUUUUUUCGAUGAAAAAAUUCUGCAGCCAAAGAGUUAACAAGCAGUUCUUUUACCUGAGGCUCAUCAAGAAAACAUUUAAAUUUUUUCCUUUCAAUUGUUUCCUUGUGUUGUAAAGUGGAACAAAAAUGUGCUAAGCUAUAAUGUGAAUUUAGAUAUAAUGGGGACAUGGCAUGACUCCCAAAUUUUCUUUAAUCAUUUUAAGAUGCAUUUAUUAUUUUUUUUUUCAAAUACUAUGGGGGAAAAAAAAGUAUACAAAAUAUUUUACUUUAUUUUCGGGAUGAGAUUAUAUAGUUCUUUUUGAAUAUAAUAACAGCCCCCCCCAACCCCUUCUUUUUUUUAUGUACUAUAAUAAUAUGGGGAGGACUGCAUUCAGGUUAAAGCAAUAGGAAAUAUCACUGUCACAAAAAUAGGGGAAAACAUGAAAAUAAAAAUAAAAAAUAAAUGACGAAUGUUUUCGACUGAUAAGAUGAGCCUUUGAGAGUAAACAAAGAGGAGCAACAGAAAGAUAUGAUUAGCCUUUGACGGUAAACAAAGAGGAGCAACAGAAAGAUAAGAUGAGCCUUUGACAGUAAACAAGGAGGAGCAACAGAAAGAUAAGAUGAGCCUUUGACAGUAAACAAGGAGCAGCAACAGAAAGAUAAGAUGAGCCUUUGAUAGUAAACAAGGAGGAGCAACAGAAAGAUAAGAUGAGCCUUUGACAGUAAACAAGGAGGAGCAACAGAAAGAUAAAAUGAGCCUUUGACAGUAAACAAGGAGGAGCAAUAGAAAGAUAAGAUGAGCCUUUGACAGUAAACAAAGAGGAGCCACAGAAAGAUAAGAUGAGCCUUUGACAGUAAACAAAGAGGAGCCACAGAAAGAUAAGAUGAGCCUUUGACAGUAAACAAAGAGGAGCCACAGAAAGAUAAGAUGAGCCUUUGACAGUAAACAAGGAGGAGCAAUAGAAAGAUAAGAUGAGCCUUUGACAGUAAACAAAGAGGAGCCACAGAAAGAUAAGAUGAGCCUUUGACAGUAAACAAAGAGGAGCCACAGAAAGAUAAGAUGAGCCUUUGACAGUAAACAAAGAGGAGCCACAGAAAGAUAAGAUGAGCCUUUGACAGUAAACAAGGAGGAGCAAUAGAAAGAUAAGAUGAGCCUUUGACAGUAAACAAAGAGGAGCCACAGAAAGAUAAGAUGAGCCUUUGACAGUAAACAAAGAGGAGCCACAGAAAGAUAAGAUGAGCCUUUGACAGUAAACAAAGAGGAGAAACAGAAAAACUGAGCUGAUGGUGAAAGCUGUGCACUUACUCAAAACCUAAAUUGUUUCAUUUUGUGAUUUUGUUUAAGAUUUUCCCUACUCUCUGUUUUAUUUCAGAUUUUCCCUCCACUCUGUGUUUUAUUUCAGAUUUUCCCCCUACUCUGUGUUUUAUUUCAGAUUUUCCCUCCACUCUGUGUGUUCUAUUUUGUCAUGUCUAUCUUAUGAAUAAAUAAAACAUCACCAUAAACAAGGUCCUACUGUAUCUUCAACAGUGGACCAUUAAGAAGACAUUUUGGUUUUCUCAUCAACAGGGCACUGAAACCUUUGCAAGGUCAGAGCCAUUCGCAGGUGCCGCCGCUGAGCCAAAGGUAAAUUUAGAAACUCGUGAAAAUUGCAGUAGUUAGAUUUUUUAAUCAAUUAAAUCGAAUGAGUGAAUUGUAUUUAUUUUAGUAAUUAUUUAUAUGGUGUUUCUUAUAAUUAUUAUACUCAUGUUUGUUUUUGAUCAGAUGCAAACAGAAUAAAUGUUAAUAGAAUGUUUAAAUAAUAUUUCCUUUCUAAAUGAUAAUUCUUUUUACCUUCAAGUGUUAAAACUUUAAGGAUUUGUACUUUUUUAAAAAGUUCAAAACAUUAAAAUGUCAAGGAUUUGUAUUUUAAAAUUUCAAGUGUGUAAAUUUCAAGGAUAUGUACAAAAAAAAAAAAAAAAAAAAAAAAUAAUUUAAAACUUUAAGGAUUUGUACUUUUUUAAAAAGUUCAAAAAAUUAAAAUGUCAAGGAUUUGUAUUUUAAAAUUUCAAGUGUGUAAAUUUCAAGGAUAUGUACAAAAAAAAAAAAAAAGAAAGAAAUAAGAUUAUUAUUAAUCUUUAGAUCUGAAAAAGACAGACCACGAACUGCCCCAGAGAAACAACUGACCAAGCCUAAACGCAUUACGGCCCCAUUUAUCAAGCCAGCCCUUUCUACCACCACUCUCAUAGAAACAAACAAGGACUUGAAUAAAGAUGGUAAGUGACAUGUGAACAUCUGUUUCUCUGGAUUCUAGUUCACAAUGAAAACUUGAGUUAUUUUUAAUUGGUAAUCAUGAGAUUAUCAUUUUAACAUAUGAAACUUGAGGUUUUUUUUUAAUAUGUCUCCCAGAACUAAGGGAAAAAAAAAUAAAAGCAAUAAAUUAUUUGUAAAAAAAAAAUUAAUCUCAUUUGUAUUUUAAAAUUUGACAGCAGUUGCCCAUCAGGGAACCAACAACAAAGCAGUGACCAAGAACAAAGUAGCCAUCAGUAAACAGUCUUCAAGCAAAUCAGGAAAAUCGUGGAGAUAAUCUUGACUGAUAAUCUUGACUUACUUCAUUAAACUAUUGUCGUGUUCAUCAAGGCCUUACUGUUAACAUUCUUUAAUCUGUUGUAGAUUUUGAUACAUCCAGCUUUUUGCAGCUGUGCCAGGCUAUUGCCAGCCUUAUCUUUUCAUCAGCUGAUGUACAUAAUAUAUCUUUCUUUAGACUCCUUAUGGGGGAUGGAAAUAUCCAUGUUUAUAAAGUCAGAAGCUGACUUUAAAUUAAGAAGGUUUAGUCAAGCAAAGGGUUGAGGCCACGCUAUUGCAAUGUGUGCUAUGAACUACAUGACCUAUCGAAAGGUCUGCUAUGAACUACAUGACCUAUCGAAAUGUCUGCUAUGAACUACAUGACCUAUUGAAAGGUCUGCUAUGAACUAACUACAUGACCUAUUGAAAUGUCUGCUAUGAACUACAUGACCGUCCAUUCCAUGUCUCUCAAUUUGUAAAAACUAUCCCCUUAGGUAUUUAUUUUCAAGAAAUAUUUACAUUUGAAUGAUAAUUGUAAUUUUCAUAUUGUUGUCAAAGGACAAAUGUUUCUACAGUUAGACAACUUGCCUUAUGUUUCAUUUCUGUGAUUGUUUACCUUUCAGCCCGUGCUCAUUUUGAUAAUUUUUUUAAUGGAACUCAUUAAAAAAUAAAUAU
Lymnaea stagnalis (great pond snail) is the source of this 17322-nucleotide messenger RNA. The record is from the annotation of a GenBank genome assembly. NCBI's taxonomy places the organism in Eukaryota, Metazoa, Mollusca, Gastropoda, Lymnaeidae.